AUGUGCUCUGCUGGAAACAGCGCAUCGGCUCUAGGCCGAGGACCUCUUGCAAUGUCUACCGUUACCGGUAAUUACAAGAUCGUUCUUCCUCGUUUCCCAUCGGGAAACACCGUUCUCAACUCAGUGUUCCUACACGCGGACCUCGCUGGUCGGCCGUACCGCGCCCCGGAUUUUCGUGAUGCCCUGCUCUCGGUGCUCGAUACCAAGGACAUUCUCGGAGCAGGCCAGUAUCAGAUGAGCCAUCUGUGGCUCGUCACCUGUGCGAACAGCCUUUCCAAGCAGAAGCUCGUCGAUAAAGGUGAGCUACUAGUCAAAGGACUAAAGUGCCUUGUCAUCGACCCAGAAAGCCGGAACAUCAAAAUGAAGCUUCUGUGGCUUCCUCCUCACCUAGAACAGAAGCGUAUCGUUGAAGCGUUGGAACCAUAUGGCAUGGUGCAAUCCAUAACCAGAGAAAUGUGGCGUUGCGAAGGCAUGGAGAGUUGGCAGAUGACGAAUCGUGAUGUAGAAUUCACGCUCAAAGAAGGCCUCUCUACCAGUUCCCUCCCUCAUCUUCUGACGAUCUUCGGACAUCAAUGCUUACUAUUGAUUCCCGGACGACCUCCCUUGUGCCUUCGAUGCAACAGAGUAGGGCACAUAAGAAGACAGUGCAAAACACCACGCUGCGCGAAGUGCCACCGUUAUGGUCAUAACGCAGAGGCAUGCGUUGGCACGUAUGCUGACAAGCUUCGUGGCAGUAAACCGGUGGACGAUGACACCAUCGUUAACCACCUCAUGGAUGUAAGUGAGGUCGUAGAUGCCUCUGGCGAAGCGCCUGUUGAAGACCACCGGGCUGAAGAAGUGCAAAUAUCGACAGCUGCGGACACAGCUACAGCGAAGGUUACUGAAGAACAAACAGUAACUAACCGUGAAAAGGACGCUUGUGCAACGUGGGCCGAAUCACCGCCAUUUCGGGACCAGCUUCAUCCUGCCGAGGAUACUGAAAUGACUGAGACAUCAAAGAAGCGUCCAGCGCCGGCAGAUGAUUUGGAGUGCUCUGGGAAAGAGCCAAAGGUCGCCGCGGCUAAGGCGAAGAAACCCCUUCAUGGAGCCCCUGUGAGUGCAGAUGCCGCUGCAGUUCAAGAAGUUGCUGCAGCUGCGACUCCUCAAAGGGAUGGGACAGGCAUAACAAAGGUAGCAGCGCUACGUGUAGGCGCUGCGCCUCAGUAGUGGAAUCAUGGCAGGCGCCCUUCCCUUAACGUUUGGAACACUGAAUGUCCGUGGCUUACGUAGUAAGCGACGGCAGGGUCAGUUAUUACACUUGUUGCGUAGCCAAGUGUUAGAUGUUAUUGCAAUUCAGGAAACAAAAAUUGAAUCCGAUGACGACACAGCGGCUGCUGUAGCUCCAUUUCUUUCGGAGUAUGAAGUAUGUGUCAGCCACGCGAUUGGUGUCUCUGGAGGAUGUAUGCUAUUUGUGAGGAAAACGCGGCAAUGCAACGUGUUGGGACUGUGCACUGAUAGGGAAGGGCGCCUUGUAUGGUGUGAUGUCAACAUAGAUAGUCAUGUUUGGAGGUUUCUUUGCGUGUAUGCGCCAAGUAAGGCACGCGACCGGGAGGACUACUUUCUCUCAUUGACCCAGCACUUACGCAAUGACCGUGUAUUAGUUGUCUUAGGUGACUUUAAUUGUGUGUGUAGU
Messenger RNA from Dermacentor silvarum, 1672 nucleotides. RefSeq lists its product as uncharacterized. The coding region runs from base 1 to 1206 and encodes 401 amino acids. Gene Ontology annotation, molecular function: zinc ion binding; nucleic acid binding. The record is from RefSeq and is a predicted model, not a curated record. The transcript has a single exon. NCBI's taxonomy places the organism in Eukaryota, Metazoa, Arthropoda, Arachnida, Ixodida, Ixodidae.